AUGGUCCUCGUCAAGCCCGCCCUCAUCGCCUCCGUGGCUGUCACGGCGGUUUCCGCCUUCACAUCGCCCAAGACGCUCGAUGUCAAUAACGCAGACUCCGUCAAGGCCAUCGCCGGCAGUCUGGCUUUCGGCGCCAUGUCUUACUACAACGGAAACGUCUCUAGUGAUCCCAAGAUGGUCGGCGACCUCCCAGAACCAUACUACUGGUGGCAAGCCGGCGCCCUCUGGGGCAUGAUGAUGGACUACUUCCACUACACAGGCGACCCAACCUACAACGCAGUCCUAACCCAAGCCCUCACCGCAAAAGUCAACACGGGACCCAACUACGACUUCAUGCCCCCCGAGCACGAACUCGAAGAAGGAAACGACGACCUCGGCUUCUGGGGCUUCGCAGUCAUGUCCGCCGCCGAACGCAACUUCCCCGAACCAGACGCCUCGACGGGGUGCCCCGAAUGGCUCCAAAUGGGCCGCAACAUCUUCAACUCCCUCGCGGGCCGCUGGAACACGACGCACUGCGGCGGCGGACUCCUCUGGCAAAUCUACGAGUCCAACCCCAACGGGCUCAACUACAAAAACAGCGUCAGCAACGGCGGCUUCUUCCAGCUCGGCGCGCGCCUCGCCGCCGCGACCAACGACUCCCGCUACGCCGACUGGGCCUCGUACGUGUGGGACUGGUCCGCCGCCGUGGGCUUCCUCGACGCAGACCUCAAAGUCUACGACGGCGCCGACUCGCGCGACAACUGCACAAAGACAAACUAUCUCUCCUUCACCUACUCCACGGGCAUCUACCUCUACGGCGCAGCCGUGAUGGCAAACCACACAGGCGACGUCCUCUGGGCGGACCGCGCGACAAAGAUGCUCGCCACAGCCCGCAAGAGCUUCUUCUCGCUCGCCGAGAACAGCACAAACAUCAUGUACGAGCCCGCGUGCGAGAUGGUCGGCACGUGCAACACGGACAUGAAGACCUUCAAGGGCUACCUCUCGCGCUUUCUGUGGCAGUCCGCCGUCGUCAUGCCGGCGCUGCUGCCCGAGGUAAAAGAGAUCCUGGUCCCGAGCGCGCUCGCGGCGGCCAAAGUGUGCGAGGCCUCGGCGGGCAACGUGACGUGCGGGCAGAAGUGGUACGUCGACGGCGACGACGGCAGCUACGGCCUCGGGCAGACCAUGAGCGCGCUCGAAAUCAUCCAGGGUCUUGUCGUUAGCCAGUAG
Colletotrichum phormii is the source of this 1206-nucleotide messenger RNA. Its product is annotated as family 76 glycosyl hydrolase. The coding region runs from base 1 to 1206 and encodes 401 amino acids. Gene Ontology annotation, biological process: carbohydrate catabolic process; fungal-type cell wall biogenesis. The record is from RefSeq and is a predicted model, not a curated record. Gene Ontology annotation, molecular function: mannan endo-1,6-alpha-mannosidase activity. NCBI's taxonomy places the organism in Eukaryota, Fungi, Ascomycota, Sordariomycetes, Glomerellales, Glomerellaceae. The transcript has 3 exons.